UUUAAGGACCCUCAACAAUUACAUGUUGUACAGAACACUAUAAUUUAUGAUGAUUAAAAUGUGAUAAAUGUUGCUUAUUUAACAAGAAUUGUGCAGUUUGUGGCGUAACCAAAAUAUAUGCUUCGUGAAUAAUGAUUCGACUAUUGCACUUGUGUUCGAGAAUUUCCAAUGCUAACACACGAAGGUUUCAUAACAGCAGUUGUGUGCUAUACGUUUGGGAACCAUAUAAACAAGAUUAUCCAAUAAAAUAUGAUGAGGUAGAGAAACCAAUAAAGUUGAGCUUGCUAGGAAGGUUUAAAGCAGGUUGUAAUGAUAUCAAAAGAGAGGGUUCUUUAUUUCUGAAAGAAAUGCGAGACUUUUUCAGAGUUUAUCCAACUAUGAUAGUACCAGAAGUAGAAGAUAUAAUUUGGAAGUUUGAUGGAACCAAAGAAUGUCGGAAUCAGUGGGUCCUAAGCUGUGACAGCGAUUAUAAUGAAGGUUACUCGACUGCUAAGCUAGAGUUUACAAAUUCCGGUACUGGGCUGUUUCAUGGUCAUAUAAGUACACGUAUACCUAAGGAUGGUAAAAUCGGGAGAGCUGGUUAUUGUAACAUAAUGACCGUACCAAAGACUAAAUCAUUUCAUAGAAAAUCUAUGUAUGAUUUCUCUUCUUACAAUACUUUGGUUUUAAGAAUUAGAGGAGAUGGAAGAUGUUAUAUGUUAAACGUGUUACAAAGAGGACAUUUGGAUUUAACACGCGAUUUUUGUUACCAUUAUUUAAUGUACACCUCAGGCGGUCCUUAUUGGCAGCAUGUUAAAAUACCAUUUGCAAAACUUGUAUUUGCCAUAAAAGGUGGGGUACAAAUUCAUCAGAAGCCGAUGCCAACAGCACUGGUAACGAAUUUCGGAAUCACGCUCGGCGAUAAGAUUGAUGGGCCUUUUCAAUUAGAAAUUGAUUAUAUCGCAGUAUGUUACGAUCCGUCUGUAUUAGAGACAUGUGCAUAUGAAAUGGUUGAUAUCAGAAAGGCUUAACUAUUGUAAAUAGAAUAGAUUUAUAGAGACAGUAAGAGUGUAUUUCUUGUGCUCAGGAAUAAAUCAUACAUAAUGUACCUAGCGA
Messenger RNA from Megalopta genalis, 1095 nucleotides. RefSeq names its product complex I intermediate-associated protein 30 (gene CIA30). The record is from RefSeq and is a predicted model, not a curated record. Lineage: Eukaryota; Metazoa; Arthropoda; Insecta; Hymenoptera; Halictidae. Gene Ontology annotation, cellular component: mitochondrion. Gene Ontology annotation, biological process: mitochondrial electron transport, NADH to ubiquinone; mitochondrial respiratory chain complex I assembly.